Molecule: messenger RNA, 741 nt
Organism: Aureobasidium melanogenum CBS 110374
Lineage: Eukaryota; Fungi; Ascomycota; Dothideomycetes; Dothideales; Saccotheciaceae
Exons: 3
Coding region: 1-741 (246 amino acids)
Biological process (GO): 'de novo' protein folding
Cellular component (GO): endoplasmic reticulum; endoplasmic reticulum membrane
Source: RefSeq, a predicted model, not a curated record
AUGAGACUCCCCUCAGCAUACGCCCUGACGGCGACCCUCGCCUUUGGCAGCGUCGCUUCAGCCCAGGUCACCGACGCCAAAAUAGUCGGCACAUGGUCAACAAAGUCCAACAAGACCUUGACUGGUCCUGGCUUCUUUGACCCCGUCAGCGACACCCUGAUCGAGCCCGCGCGAACGGGCAUCUCAUACUCCUUUACGUCCGAUGGUUUUUACGAGGAAGCCUACUACCGCGCAAUUUCCAACCCUACCGACCCCUCAUGCCCUGGCGCCAUCAUGCAAUGGCAACACGGCAGCUACGUGAUCAACUCCGACGGUUCCAUGGAUAUGACCCCCAUCGCCGUCGAUGGCCGACAAUUGCUAUCCCAGCCCUGCCAGAACAGCCACUCGGUUUACACGCGCUACAACACCACUGAGCACAUGAAGGCAUACCGCAUCUACACCGACCCCUACCACAACAUCCCGCGCCUGGACCUCACCGAGUUUGACGGCAAAAUCAUGCAGCCCUUGUACCUCGUCUUCUCUCCUCCCCAGAUGUUGCCCACUCAAACUCUCAACCCCACUCUCGGCGCUGCCUCACCCACCUCUACCUCAAAGGCCAAGCGCGACAUUCCCAGAGAGGUUCCUACAAAUUUCAAGACUGGUGUUCAGAGCCAGGUCAUGAACCCUGACCGCUGGUGGUGGAUGGGUUUGACCUUCACUGGUAUUGGUGGUCUGCUUUACUUUGGUCCUAGAAGAAUGUAA